CUUAAUUUCAGUUGCUUACACGCACGACACUUGAAGAAAUUUAAGAAAAAACUUUUUGAAAAAAUUAACGGUUAAAAUUUUUUUGAAAAACUAGAGAAAAUUUUACCUUGACAAGUUACUAAACGCACUACUUUUCAACGCCACAAUUUCUUUGAAGUAUUAAUAAAAACACAAAAUCUAUAACAAUGGCUGAUAAUGACGAUCUUCUCGAUUAUGAAGACGAAGAGCAGACCGAGCAGGCAGUUGUUGAUGCAUCAGAGAAAAAGGAUGUGAAAGGAACUUAUGUAUCUAUUCACAGCUCUGGUUUUCGUGAUUUCCUUCUUAAACCUGAAAUCUUGAGAGCUAUUGUUGAUUGUGGUUUUGAGCAUCCUAGCGCAGUACAACACGAAUGCAUUCCUCAAGCUGUAUUAGGCAUGGACAUUCUUUGUCAAGCAAAAUCGGGUAUGGGAAAGACAGCUGUGUUUGUAUUGGCGACUCUACAGCAACUGGAACCAACUGAUAAUCAAGCCUACGUAUUAGUCAUGUGUCAUACUCGAGAACUUGCUUUCCAAAUUAGCAAGGAAUACGAGAGAUUCAGCAAGUACAUGUCAGGCGUUAAAGUUGCUGUUUUCUUCGGUGGAAUGCCAAUUCAAAAGGACGAAGAAGUUUUAAAGACAACAACUCCACAUAUUGUUGUCGGAACGCCUGGACGAGUUCUUGCUCUUAUUCGUAGCAAAAAAUUGAACUUGAAGAAUCUUAAACAUUUCAUUUUGGAUGAAUGCGACAAAAUGUUGGAGCAAUUAGAUAUGCGUAAAGACGUACAAGAAAUUUUCCGAAACACACCACACGGAAAACAAGUCAUGAUGUUCUCAGCUACGUUAAGCAAAGAAAUUCGCCCGAUUUGCAAGAAAUUCAUGCAAGAUCCUAUGGAAGUUUACGUUGACGAUGAAACCAAAUUGACAUUACACGGAUUGCAACAACAUUAUGUUAAAUUGAAGGAAAAUGAGAAGAACAAGAAGCUCUUUGAACUUUUAGAUGUCCUCGAAUUCAAUCAAGUUGUCAUUUUCGUCAAAUCCGUCCAAAGAUGUGAAGCUUUAGCAACUUUAUUGACUGAUCAGAAUUUCCCUGCUAUUGCAAUUCAUCGUGGAAUGGCGCAAGAAGAACGUUUAGCUAAAUAUCAACAGUUCAAGGAUUUCCAAAAACGUAUAUUGGUUGCGACAAAUCUUUUCGGACGUGGAAUGGAUAUUGAACGUGUCAAUAUUGUGUUUAACUACGACAUGCCAGAAGAUUCAGAUACUUAUCUUCAUCGAGUUGCUCGUGCCGGACGUUUUGGAACCAAAGGUUUAGCUAUUACAUUCGUUUCCGAUGAGAACGAUGCUAAAAUCUUGAAUAGCGUUCAAGAUCGAUUCGAUGUCAACAUUACAGAAUUGCCGGAUGAGAUUGAUCUCAGUUCAUACAUUGAAGGACGAUAAGAAGUAACAAUAAAGGAAGCAUCAUCCCGCAUUUUGGAUCUUAAGAAACUUAUAUAUACCUACAUAUAAUUUUUUCUUUAUAACUUAAGUAUUUUUCAUAAUUAAUUAAUUUUUAUGUGCAUAAAACACUUUCUUUUGGAUUUCGAUGAGGCACAUAACAUGAAGAGUUAAACCAAUCAAUUAAAUCUUGUAGAGAUCGUCAUUUAACAUUUUUACUUUCCACAAAAAAAACAGACUUG
Chironomus riparius is the source of this 1690-nucleotide messenger RNA. NCBI's taxonomy places the organism in Eukaryota, Metazoa, Arthropoda, Insecta, Diptera, Chironomidae. The record is from the annotation of a GenBank genome assembly.